Molecule: messenger RNA, 846 nt
Organism: Dovyalis caffra
Lineage: Eukaryota; Viridiplantae; Streptophyta; Magnoliopsida; Malpighiales; Salicaceae
Source: the annotation of a GenBank genome assembly
AUGGAUUAUAAAAUAGCAAAAGCGAUUACCCUUUUCAUGCGUGCAGACCUAGGUACACUUUAUAAGCUGCCUUAUGAAAUUGGGCAGGAAAAACUCAUGGAGAUUGCAAGAGAAUUUGGAGCAUUGUUGUUCCUUGCAUUGGUGUUUAGCCCAAUUUUGGUUCUUGGGCUAAAUGAUCCCCAGGAAAAAAACGAUGUGGCUCGCUUUAACACUACUAAAAAUCAUGUGCUUUCAAGUGGAAGCCACAAUGUUGAUGAUGAUAUGAGAGAAGGAAAAACAGACUCGGGUUAUAGAGAUGCUUUAUUCAAACACAACAGUCAUACAAACAAUGGCGGGAGAGGAGGAGGUGGUGGCGGUGGCGGAGGAGGAGGUGGAGGUGGUGGUGGUGGUGGCAAUGGUGGUAAUGGAAGCGGUAGUGGAGGAGGAGGAGGAGGAGGUGGAAAUGGAAGUGGGAGUGGUAGUGGUAGUCAUCAUGGAAAAGAAAAGGGUAAGCCACACAAAAGAAGAGGAGGAAAGGGGAGUGGCAGUGGCAGCGGUGGAGGUGGUGGUGGAGGAGGGGGUGGCGGCGGCGGCGGCGGUGGUGGUGGAGGGAAUGGUAAAGGCUAUGGAUGGGGUCAUGGAGGUGCUGGCGGUGGCAGUGGUGGUGGCGGAGGUGGUGGUGGUGGCGGCGGCGGUGGAGGCAGUAGUGGAAAUGGUGGAGGUGGUGGAGGAGGCGGUCAAGGAGGAGGUUGGGGUUGGGGAGGAGGAGGUGAUGGAGAGGGCAACCAAGGAGGCUGUUGGCCAUGGGGAUGUGGUGGCCACCCAAGAAAAUCAAAAGGGGCAAGAGUUAGUCCUCCCUCCAACUAA